Molecule: messenger RNA, 816 nt
Organism: Cooperia oncophora
Lineage: Eukaryota; Metazoa; Nematoda; Chromadorea; Rhabditida; Trichostrongylidae
Source: the annotation of a GenBank genome assembly
AUGCUCGGGUUUUCUGGUAGCUACUUCCGUAAUGGAGAUGAUAACGAGGACCGUGGCGAUGAACUGCUUGUUGAGCUGGCGCGGAAUUUCAUUUGGUUUCCUCAUAUGUGGCGUCAUAAUCACGCUCACGAACACAAUUUAACUUACAUGGAAGCAACGAUGACCCAAAAUUUCAUGUUUGCCCAGAACAUGCGACUUCCGGUGAAAUACCCUUACGCCAUAGCACCUCAGCAUGAUGGUGUGUACCCGGUACACUCAGAGCUCUAUAAAGCUUGGAAACGGGUAUGGAAAGUAGAGGUGACUGCUACUGAGGAGUAUCCACACUUCAAGCCAGCUCUAGGUAGACAGGGAUUCAUCCACAUGAAUAUAUCGGUUCUUCCACGUCAAACAUGCGGCCUCUACACACAUACUCAGUUUUUCCACAAUUAUCCUGGCGGAUUCUCUAAGCUGACGAGUUUAAUUUAUGGCGGAGAGCUCUUCUUCACAAUACUCAUGAACCCGAUAUCUAUAUUUAUGACACACCAGCAGAAUUUUGCCCACGAUCGAUUGGCAUUGUUCGCAUUCGAUAACCUAGCGCGUUUCAUCAGCUGCUGGACUAAUAUUCAACUGCGCUGGCAGAGUCCUAUUGAAUCAGCACGGAUGUAUUUUUCAUUGAUGCCUCAAGAAGCUGUGCCCUUGUGGAGUAACCCCUGUGAAGAUCCACGACACAAAGCUAUUUUACCACCGUCCUUGAACUGCUCGAACUUCACGCUUCCAACCACUCUUAUCGUCGGUCCACAGAAAACUGGUGAGCGAAAUUCGGCAGUUGGUUUUUAA